AUGGUGGCACCUACCGCUGUGAAAAAAAGUACACCCGGGCCAAAUGCCUCUGAACCUAGCGCUACUUCAAGCUCUCGGAUUUUCGGUGGCGAUGUGUCUCACAAAGUGGCCGAUGACGAUGAUGACGAUGAAGUCCUGGUAGACGACCAAAACAUGGACGAUGAGGAUGCGCCGCAAGAAGGUAAAGGUAAUGAGACCGCCAAGCUUUUGCAAGAAGUAGUUCUUGAUGAACGCGGAAAGCCUCGUUUCCCUUCCGCUGCUCAAGCGGGAGAAAACAAAGUGAAGCUUGAGUCUCGGAAAGUUUCAGUCCCCCCACAUCGCAUGACACCACUAAGAAACAACUGGACUAAGAUAUAUCCGCCUCUGGUGGACCAUUUGAAGCUACAAGUCCGUAUGAACCUAAAGACCAGAACGGUUGAGCUGAGAACGCACCCCAAACACACUACCGAUCCAGGGGCGCUGCAAAAGGGUGCAGAUUUCAUCAAGGCAUUCACGCUUGGAUUCGAUCUUGACGACUCGAUCGCGCUCCUGAGGCUGGACGAUCUUUAUAUCGAGACUUUUGAAAUCAAAGAUGUAAAGACCCUCAACGGUGACCAUUUGUCUCGUGCCAUCGGCAGAAUCGCCGGAAAAGACGGUAAGACUAAAUUUGCCAUCGAGAACGCAACCCGUACGCGUAUCGUGCUUGCGGAUUCGAAGAUUCACAUCUUGGGUGGCUUCACUCACAUCCGCAUGGCUCGUGAAUCAGUCGUCAGCUUAAUUCUUGGUUCGCCUCCAGGCAAGGUCUAUGGAAACCUACGUACAGUUGCCUCGAGACUGAAAGAACGAUACUAG
This is a messenger RNA of Lachancea lanzarotensis, 831 nucleotides long. It is a transcript of the gene PNO1, whose product is annotated as LALA0S06e06414g1_1. Gene Ontology annotation, molecular function: RNA binding. NCBI's taxonomy places the organism in Eukaryota, Fungi, Ascomycota, Saccharomycetes, Saccharomycetales, Saccharomycetaceae. The transcript has a single exon. The record is from RefSeq and is a predicted model, not a curated record. Gene Ontology annotation, cellular component: nucleolus. The coding region runs from base 1 to 831 and encodes 276 amino acids.